Molecule: messenger RNA, 806 nt
Organism: Phragmites australis (common reed)
Lineage: Eukaryota; Viridiplantae; Streptophyta; Magnoliopsida; Poales; Poaceae
Exons: 2
Coding region: 26-724 (232 amino acids)
Source: RefSeq, a predicted model, not a curated record
CACAGUUGAGGAGUUCUAUGCACAGAUGUCUGCUGUAUGGCGUCAGCUUGAUUCUCUUAGUCCUCAGUUGUCAGUUGCCACUUGUGAGUCCUGCAGGGGUCAGAAGAAUGCUUUGUUGGUACGGCGUACAUAUGACUUCUUGACCCGUCUUCGUGCUGAGUUUGAGCCGCUUCGUGCUCAACUACUUGCUCGUCAGCCUUGUGUGUCUCUGAUGGAUGCUCUUGCUGCUAUUCGUAAUGAAGAGACACGUCUUCGUAAUGCAGGCCUGCUACAGUCUCCUUCUGCCUUGGCUGUUCAUUCGCCUCCUCCUCCGCCCGCGACGCCUUCUUCAGUGGCGCCCUCUUCCAGGGUUGGAGGGAGUGGCGGUCUUCAUUGCAAGUAUUGUGAUAAGGAUGGACAUGUGGAGGAUUAUUGUUACAGGAAGAAGAAGGCUCAGGGUCGUCGUGGUGGUCGUACUUCACAGGGUGGGAGUAGUGCUCGUAGUCCUAGUACUGGAGGUUCUCAGAGGGGUUCUGCUAGUUCUGAGACACAAGAGAUUCUCAUGUUGCUUCGUCGCCUUGCUACCUCUGCACCUCCUGGAGCUGUUGGUUCUGUUACUCCGGCCUCUGCACCGUCACAUCCUGCUGCUGCUGCUUCCCCACCUUCCACUGAGGGACCACUUUCCACUUCCGCCCCAGGAACGCAGCACGGGUCUCCUGGUUGGUACUGGCCCUCGUCGACGUGAUUCUCAGCGCCUUUGGGAGCUUGACUGGCUUCGUCUUCCUUCCGCUGCCUCUGCCAGUCUCGUUGGCUCUGCUUCUGCUGUU